Musca vetustissima is the source of this 2293-nucleotide messenger RNA. RefSeq names its product liprin-beta homolog (gene Liprin-beta). Gene Ontology annotation, cellular component: presynaptic active zone. Gene Ontology annotation, biological process: neuromuscular junction development. Gene Ontology annotation, molecular function: protein binding. Lineage: Eukaryota; Metazoa; Arthropoda; Insecta; Diptera; Muscidae. The transcript is spliced from 3 exons. The coding region runs from base 1 to 2292 and encodes 763 amino acids. The record is from RefSeq and is a predicted model, not a curated record.
AUGGACACUGCCAAAACAACAACGGCGACGACGACGGAGGCAAGCAAAAUGCUAGAAGAGGCUCUGUUGCAAAUGGACGGUAUUAUAAACCAGAGUGGCGGUGGAAGAGGUUGUGGUGGUAUUGCUGGUGGUGAUCGUGGCGAUCAAGCGACUACAGCCAGCCCAAACCCAAACGGAAGUUGUAAUAUAUUAAAUGAACGCAGUGUCAUAUCCAAUGCAAAUGUUCUGUCAACAGCAAAAACAUUAGCCUUGGCCCUGCAACAGGUGGGCCUAGCUGCUCCUACUCCAGAUCCGGUUACAGCCGUAAUUAUUGGCGAAUGGCUGGAUCCCCACAUACCCAGACCCAGUGACGAUGAACGCGUUAGACGUUUAUUGCGUGAUAAAGAAUCUUUAGCUUUACAAUACCAAAUGGUAGCCGACAAAGUCUGCGAACAGGCAGAUCGCAUAGUGGAACUUGAAGGAUUACUAGCCGAGAAGACACAACAAUUGAGUGCCAAAGAUGAGCUAUUGCAACGCCAGCUAUGUACACGUUCUGAGCUGGAGACUCAAAAGCUUGAACUUAUGUCGGCCCUAAGCGAACUGAAACUGCAUAGAGCGGCCUUGGAGCGAGAAAAUAUGGAAUUGAAAAAUUUUGAAAACUUAACGGUAUCCCAGGAGCCGCUAAGGAGAAUUGCUGCCCCAUUUGGCAGCAUGGGCAACUUGCACCAAUCGACACAGUCACCAAAAACACCACCCUCCUCAUUGCGCCAUCAAAUACAUCCGCUAUAUCAUAGCUUACCCCGAUCACAAUGCCAUAAGAACAAUAACAGACCAAAGUUGCCCAUAAAUCCAAAUCAUUUGGGGGGCAACAACAACAAUAACAAUAACAGCAACCUCACAAACAAUAACAGCAAUAAAUCAUGUGAAAAUAAUAGACAGCGGAACGUUGCUUUUGCCUCGAAUGAAAAAAUACUCAUUGAUGAUGAUUGUGGCAGGGGUGGCGGUGGCAGUGGUCAGGACGGAAUGUACGACAGUUAUAUGUCUCAAUCGAAUUCGAAUUCAACUCCCUCUCCGACAUUGAAAGAACGUUCGGCGAAAGGAUUCCGUCAAAUUUUUGGCAAGCUAAGGCGCAGCAAUAGUGGAAAUCUGGAGCUGCCCGCACUGGAGCAAGCAGAGCCAGAGUUUCGUAGAGGAGAUCGUGCUAGGGCAACAGCUGGUGGUCGUAUUGAGUGGUCAACACAGACAUCGCAGGGCUCUGUAAAUUCCAAUAGGAAUUGGAAGGAAUGGACGUUGCAAGACGUUUGCAAUUGGCUGGCCGAAAUCGGCUUGCAAUGCUAUGAAGACGAAUGCAGGAAAUGGCUUAAAAAUUACCCAGCAACUUUCUUUUUCAAUGCCUCUCCUGUGGACAUUGAAAAGGAAUUGUGCCUAAAAUCUCCCUUGCACCGCAAAAAGAUUGUCUUGGCCAUAGACGAACUAUGUGGCAGAGAAGAAGACCCAUUGGCAUUGAAGGCUGCCCAACUCGAUAUAGGCUGGGUAGUGCGCUGGUUGGACGAUAUAGGCCUGCCUCAGUAUAAAGAUAACUUCUUGCAAUGCAAGGUAGAUGGGCGUAUGCUACAUCGUCUGACUAUGGAGGACUUGACUCACCUGCAGGUGACAUCAUGUCUACACAUUGCCUCUCUAAGAAGAGGCAUACAGUGUAUGCGUGAAAUGGAUUGGAAUCCGGAAUGUUUAAUAAGACGUUCGACAAAGGUGCCAAAACGUAACAGUUCCGAGUUGCCAGACGAACAAACCGAAGAAGUUGUCGACACCAGUCUGGAGUAUAUAGCAUUGUGGACAGCACACCGUGUUAUGGAGUGGUUACGUGUAGCAGAUUUAUCUGAAUAUGCUCCGAAUUUAAGAGGCGCUGGGGUACAUGGUGCUUUAAUGUUGUACGAACCCAGAUUUAAUGCCGAGUUACUGGCCGACCUAUUGAGUAUACCACCCAGCAAAACCCUGUUGCGACGUCAUUUGGCCACACACUUCAAGGAACUUUUGGGACGAGAUGUAAUCCAAGGUAAACGAGAUACUGAGGCCCAGCCUAACUAUCAGCCACUGACCAUAACAGCAAAGCUGAAGCCACCCAAAAAGACUCAAUUCUCUUUGAAGCGAAGAAAAUCUACAAAAGGUCUAACAUGUGGUGGCACUGAAAUCGAAUGGACCGACUAUGUAUGCCCCAUGAACGGGGGCUCGUCGAACGAACAACAGCAUCAUAACAACUCCAACACAUCAUCAUCGUCAACAAACUCGACCAGCAAUUCAACCCAAUUGCAGUAAA